AUGGCAGCUCUACCUAGGCCUGCAUCUGCUCUAGCAAGCAAGAAACAUUCUAUGCGACCGCCAAUGACACGCCCAGGCACGACCCGCGCCCAAUCGAGUGCUCCUGCUUUGCAUUCACGAUCUGGAGCAGCAUCGCCCGCAGACAGUAUUAUCUCAGCGACAACAAGUGCGUCGCAUUCAAGAUCGCCUGGUAAAAAUGGAGGUGUCAAGCGGAAACAGAGGGAAUUUGAUUCCGAUGCCGGGGAGGAGACGAACAUCAAUGUGGUCGUGCGAUGUCGGGGGCGCAGUGAUCGAGAAGUCAAAGAAAAUAGUGGAGUGGUCUUACAGACAGAUGGAGUAAGAGGGAAGAAUGUAGAGCUAUCCAUGGGGCCAAGUGCGUUGAGCAACAAGACAUAUCAUUUCGACAAAGUCUUCGCACCGGCUGCGGACCAGUCUAUGAUUUACGAUGAUGUUGUGACACCCAUCUUGGAUGAGGGCUUCAAUUGUACCAUAUUUGCUUAUGGCCAGACCGGAACGGGAAAGACGUAUACGAUGUCAGGAGAUAUGUCUGAUACGCUUGGUCUUGUGUCGGACUCUGCCGGUAUCAUUCCAAGGGUAUUGCAUUCACUGUUCCGCAAGCUUGAUGCAGACGACGGUGAGAGCUCAGUCAAAUGCUCAUUCAUAGAACUAUACAACGAGGAGCUUCGAGAUUUGCUUUCACCCGAUGACAGCACAAAGCUCAAAAUCUUUGAUGAUGCUCAAAAGAAAAACCAUGGAGCAACAAUGGUGCAGGGAAUGGAAGAAGCGUACAUUAAAACGGCUGGCAAUGGUAUCAAGUUGCUGCAGGACGGAAGUCACAAACGUCAGGUUGCAGCAACAAAAUGCAACGACUUAAGCUCAAGAAGCCACACUGUCUUUACAGUCACAGCAUAUAUCAAGCGGACAGCAGAAAAUGGCGAAGACUUUGUCAGCGCUGGCAAACUCAAUCUCGUUGACUUGGCUGGAAGUGAGAACAUUCAGAGGAGCGGCGCUGAGAAUAAACGGGCGGCAGAAGCUGGUCUGAUCAACAAAAGUCUGCUUACUCUGGGACGUGUCAUCAAUGCUCUCGUAGAAAGAAACUCGCACAUUCCAUAUCGGGAGUCGAAACUCACCCGUUUACUCCAAGAUUCACUAGGCGGCAGGACGAAGACUUGCAUUAUUGCAACGGUCUCUCCUGCUAAGAGCAACCUGGAGGAAACUAUCUCGACCCUUGACUAUGCUUUCCGAGCUAAGAACAUUCGAAAUAAGCCUCAGAUCAACCAAAUGAUCUCGAAAAAGACUCUUCUCAAGGAAUUCACGACUGAGAUUGAGAAGCUCAAAGGCGAGCUUGUUGCUACCCGACAACGGAAUGGUGUAUACCUGACAGCUGAGUCUUACGAUGAUAUCAUGGGUGAAAGUGAGUCAAGAAGGAUCUUGAGUGAAGAACAAGCGCAACGAAUUGAAACGAUGGAGACAUCAUUGAGGAACAAAGUUCAAGAGCUUUUCACCCUGACCAACAACUUUACUUUCCUGAAAAAGGAUCAUGAUACGACAAAACAGACUCUAGAUGACACCAAGGGAGUUUUGGACAAGACUGAACUGGUGCUGGCAGAUACCAAACAAACACUGACAGAUGAGACUACCUUGAGAAGGGCAUACCAAUCUACUGAGAAACAGCUUCAGAGUGUUGGUGGUGAAAUUCUUUCCACACUUGAGCAAACGACUAGUGACAUCAGCGGACUUCACUCGAAGAUCGAGCGGAAGUCUGAUUUACAAGCACAAAACUGCCAAAAGUGGCAGCAGUCGCAGAACCAGGUCACAGAUGUUACAGAGCUGGUAGAAUGCCGAAUCAGCGAAUUUCAACAGCAGCAGCAUGCUCUUGUUGGAAAUGUUUCAUCUCGGGUGCACGAGUUUGUCCAGACAGAGCUAGAGCAGUUGGGCAGCUCGCAAAGCAUUUUGCGAGAACAGGUGAAGUCCUUUGAGGUGUCAGAGAAAAACGUAACUCAACAGACCUCCAAUGCCAAAGAAGAUAUGAAUGAUGUUCUGGAAGAAAUUAAGGAGCUCCGAGAAGACGUCAAGAUCAAGGUCGGUGAGGGGCUGAACAGCUUGUCGGCAGCAGCAGGACGUAUUUCUGCAGAAGUCAUCAAGGAACUUGGUACCUUCCAAUUACAGUUACACACCUCUUAUAGCUCUCUUGGUAAAGAUUUCAAAGGUAUUUUCGAGGAUCUCGUCCAGCGCAUGGGCGCCCAAAAGGCGGAGGCAGAAGAGCUCCGCAAACAGAUCUCGGAGGCAGCCACUGCUGCUGUGCAAGCUGACGAAGCAGUCUCUGGUCUAUUAGAUGCAUGUCUGAACGAAGAGCGAGCUAAGGCCAGCCAAGAGAGGCAGGUUUUGCUCAAUUCGAUAACCAAAUUAAUAAAUCAAUCCGCUGAGACACAAGAUGCCCGAUGGACGUCUCGAGUUAAUGCCGUCAGACAGGACAUCAGCAAGUCGAAAACUAAUCUCGAAUCCUCGGAAACAGCGUACUGCGAAGGCAUGCAUAAGUGGUCGAAGGAGGAAUGUUCUCUCGUCGAUGGCGUCCUUAAAUCAAGGGAGACCCUGAAGACGAAGAUGAAGGAAGAUUGGAAGGCGGUCAACGAACACAAUACAACAAUUCAGACUACCACGAAAGCUGUACAUGCAGAGACCAUCCGCGUCGUUGACGAGCAGAUGAAGGAUAUGGCCAAGCAAAUGCAGGCUCUAGAUGAUUUUGUGACCCGAGCAAGAUCCCAGAACGAGAGACACCACCGGAAUCACCUCCAGUCCCUUCAAGGCUUAGCCUCAGAUGUCAGAGAGUCAUACUCCAGUAUUGGCAACCACUUCACCACAACCUACGACAGAAUCCGAGAAGUAGGUGCUGACAUUACCGAGAAGAGCUCAGUGGUUCGAGGUAUUCUUCCACCGCUUGAUUCCAGCCUCAAGCAACCUCUUGCAGACCUUCGAACACAAAUAUCGGGCACGGACCUUGAGGAGUAUAGGCCAACAGGAGAAACCCCUCGAAAAGUUCUGUACCACUAUCCCAAGUCUCUUCCACAAUCUCAGUCGCACGACAGAAUACUUGGCCGCGAGCUUGUCAACCCAGCGAUAGUGUCUAGACAAUCACUAAGCAAAUCUCCGAGCAAAGCAAUGGUCUACAACGACGGUCCGGACAACGGUCAAGGAUCAACUUCACCCUCCAAGAACAAGGACGAUACGAUAGGCCUCCGAGAGAUAAGUCUGAACGUCAACGCGGCAAUCAACCGCAACAACAGCGACUCAACUGCUCCCAUACUGCUAGCUACGAAAUCUGAUCCUGACUUCUCUACUUCCAUGCCGCCUCCACUGAAACGGCAAGCAACUGAGAGUAAGCUCCCGAUGAAGCUGCGCGGAGGAGGCAUGGUGAAGUUGGAAGGGCGAGAGAAUCUGAGUGCCUCGGUAGGGAGUGGCGGCGUGACGGGGAGAAGGCUGAGGAGCAGCCCGACUAAUUGA
Molecule: messenger RNA, 3501 nt
Organism: Bacidia gigantensis
Lineage: Eukaryota; Fungi; Ascomycota; Lecanoromycetes; Lecanorales; Ramalinaceae
Exons: 4
Coding region: 1-3501 (1166 amino acids)
Biological process (GO): mitotic spindle assembly; microtubule-based movement
Cellular component (GO): nucleus; spindle microtubule
Molecular function (GO): plus-end-directed microtubule motor activity; ATP binding; microtubule binding
Source: RefSeq, a predicted model, not a curated record